GGAAACGCCCUGAAAAUGAGAUAUGGGUUGCCCUUGAGGAAUUUGCAGUUCACUCGCGGACUUUCUUCCAGAAAACCCAAUCAACCAGUCACAUCAAAAAGGAUCUGGCCGUCUGCCAUCAUAUUUCUGGCUUUUGUUUCUGUUGGUGCCGCGUCUUAUCUCUAUGGCAAAAAACAAGUGCACGACAACCCACCAAAUGAUUUGUUCCCCUUCACUUCGACCACAAAACUCUCUCACAUCAACUCUCCAAAAUACUGUACGGAUUCUGAGCUAGAAAAAGCAAUCGCUGAGAUCAAACUUAUCAUUGGCGAGAAAAACGUUACCAACAGCGAGGCUGAGAUCAACGGGCAUUUCGAUAAUGGUUUCACCACGCACCCACCGAAACCACAUCAAAGAGCUAGAUGGAUCAUAUAUGGCACCUCGACAAAUGAUGUUUCUGAAGUCAUGAAAAUCCUUCAUAAAUACAGCGUCCCUGUUGUCCCGUACUCUGGUGGUUCUUCCCUUGAAGGUCAUUUUUUUUCCACCAGGCCUGGAGUCAUUUUGGACACCAGCAAAAUGGAUAGAAUUUUGCGUGUGAAUAGGAAUGACUUGGACGUAGAGUUGGAGGCGGGUGUUAAUUGGGUAAAAUUGAACGAGGAAUUGACCGAUGAACUGUUACUUUUCGGAUGUGACUGUGGCUCUAGUGGCUUAAUCGGGGGCAUGGUAAAUACUAACGCGUCUGGCGUCAAUGCGUCUAAAUACGGUGCUAUGAUUCAAAACGUCAUUUCUUUGACAGUUGUCCUUGCUGAUGGUACCAUCAUAAAAACAAGACAAAGACCUAAGAAAACUAGUGCCGGGUACAAUCUUACCGGCUUAUUUAUAGGUAGUGAGGGCACAUUGGGCAUUGUUACCGAGGCUACAGUGCGUUUGCAUGUGAAGCCUCAGAAUGAAACUGUGGUGGUGGGCCAAUUUCCUACUAUUUUCGACACUACUCAAACUGUUGCUGAAUUGUUUCGCCGCGGUAUUAGACCUGAGGCCAUCGAAUUACUUGAUAAAGACAUGAUGCACUGCAUCAACUAUAGUGGGUACUGGACAAAGGAAUGGCUAGAGGUUCCUACGAUUUUUUUUAAGAUUGGGGGUCUCAAUCAGAAGGUUGUGGGAGAAACUUUGAAAGUAGUGAAGGAAGUGUCUUUAGCCAAUAACUGCAAGGACUUUAUUUCCGCAGAGAGCAAAGAAGAGGGCGACGAAUUGUUCAGUGCUCGUAAGGAUGCUUUCUAUGCUAUUCUCAAUUAUGGCAAAAAUGAGAUUCAUGAGGACGUAAGACUAUGGGUCACAGAUAUAGCAGUUCCCUUAUCAAAGCUAUCAUCUGUUUUAGAGCAGGUCAGAGUUCUCAUUGAAAAGUCGGGCUUUCAGUCAGUAAUUUUAGGGCAUGUCGGUGAUGGAAAUUUUCACGCUGAUAUCUUCUACACCUCCGAGACCAAGAAAGAGUGUGAAAAAUUAGUGAAUGAAAUGAUGCUCGUUGGAUUAGCAAAUGAAGGAACUUCUAGUGGCGAGCAUGGAAUUGGGAACGGAAAGAGAAAAUAUCUUGAUUUAGAACUUGGAGUGGAUGCUGUUGACACAAUGCGGAAAGUUAAGAUGGCCUUAGAUCCAAAAAGAAUUAUGAAUCCAGACAAGGUAUUCAAAAUUGACCCCAAGGAUGAUGGUGAAUAUUGAAGACUGGCUCCUUGUUUCCUGUUGGGAGAUGAAUAGAGACAUCGAUCAAAUCAAUAACUUUUCAAUUUUAAAAGGAUAAUAAAUGACGUUGAGAUGUAAAUACACAAUUUUAUCAGAUAAAAUUUGACCUAAUUUUCAAAAGUGCAUAUACUAUAUUUAUACAUAUGG
Messenger RNA from Metschnikowia bicuspidata var. bicuspidata NRRL YB-4993, 1860 nucleotides. RefSeq names its product D-lactate dehydrogenase (gene DLD2). Gene Ontology annotation, molecular function: D-lactate dehydrogenase (cytochrome) activity; FAD binding; D-lactate dehydrogenase (NAD+) activity. The transcript has a single exon. The record is from RefSeq and is a predicted model, not a curated record. Gene Ontology annotation, cellular component: mitochondrion. Gene Ontology annotation, biological process: lactate catabolic process. NCBI's taxonomy places the organism in Eukaryota, Fungi, Ascomycota, Pichiomycetes, Serinales, Metschnikowiaceae. Bases 16 to 1692 code for a protein of 558 amino acids.